UAUAACAAACUAGCUUAGACUUAGAUUUUAUUAUUAUUAUUAGUUAUGUGUACAGUAUCCAUGUUUGCAAUACAGUUGGUUUUUGUUCAAAUAUUGCGUUGUUUUAACAUAAAAAUGCAUUUACUUAGUGUAUAAUAAAACUAAUUGCGGUUUGUAACACAAAGUCCGUGUAACGCCACGCCUCCAGCCUCACUGUGAAUUUGGAUUUGAACAUGUCUCCAUUUUUUCAUAUUUUUGACAACAUACGAUUACAAACUUUUCCAUCACUUAUUCAAGCAUAACAUAUUUUUAAUAAAUUGAGUUUCGAGUCGGUAUUGCGGUUACUUCUUACAGUUAAAUUGAUUUGAUAAUGGAGCUACUUCUAGUUGUGUCACUGUUUUCUUUGGUUCUGGCUUACGAUAAAGCAUCUUUCUAUGGAGCAAGUUACAUAGCAUAUCCUCUCCAAGAAGCCAAAGGAGCCACAGAUAUUAGCUUCAAAUUCCGCACCCAUUUGUCAGAUGCUUUACUUCUUCUUGCUGCUGGAAAAACUGAUUACUGUAUGAUUCGUCUGGAGAGUGGCCGUUUAAAACUGCAUAUAAACCUUGGUGCUGGUGAAAGUGAGCUUUCCUCACCUAAAGGAAUACAUUUAAAUGAUACUCAGUGGCAUCAUGUCAAUAUUAUUAGAAGGGAAGCAAAUCUCACAAUGAAGAUUGAUGAAAGUACAGUGAAAAAGCGACUACCUGGAAGGUUUUUUGAACUGAACAUACACUUUGGUAUAUUCCUUGGUGGACAAGGUGACUUCUCUGAAUUGUUUCUUGGCCACAUGGAAAAUUUUCGUGGAUGUAUAGAAGAUGUAUACUACAACGGAGUUAAGAUUAUUGAGAAAGCACGAAGCCGCAGUGGUUCAGUGCAUGUAGAAGGCGUUACUUGGAACUGCGCUCCGGAGUUCGACGCCGACAUUAACUCGGAUAUAAGUUUUGUUGACGAAGGCGCUUAUUUGAUUUUACCGAGAAUUAAUUCAAGAGCUGGUGGGCGAUGGCAGAUAGAAUUCAAAACAACAACUCCAAAUGCUAUAAUCCUGUAUAAUUAUGGCGGAGGGCGUGGCUCUGAUUUUUUAGCAGUUGAGAUCUUAGAAGGAGUGGUUCGUGUAAAAAUGGCAAAAGGACAGAUAGUACACACAGUCAGAGUUAAUGAUGGCCAAUGGCAUAAGAUACAUUUGCUGUUUAACCCCUCGCUUAUUGAGCUAUCAGUGGACAAUAUAGCGAUGAGUACUCGGAUAGAAAGCGGGGGUAUGCGGUAUCUGGAUCUCUCCGACUCAUUCUAUCUCGGAGGGAUAGAGAGUGAGAAACGACAGCGUGCUUUCGCUAAAGGCAUCAAGGCUGCCGAUUCUAGUAUAAUGGGUUGCAUCAAACCUAUUGAAGUGGAUGAUAAAUUGUACGGCCUACCAAAUGCAGUGGUGACAUAUGGUGUAAGCCCUAAAUGUGUUUGGUGGUACCCAUGCCACGCUAACCCCGCCAACCCACCUUGUCUGCUCAACGCCGUCUGUGAACAACAUGGCCUGGACCAUUUUACAUGUAAAUGUGACUCCGAACUUUGUAUAAACCCUGACUACGCUGAAAAGUAUAAGGUGUUUUCAAAAUCAAGUAGUGAACUGGAAUUAGUUUCCUUGUACCCCCUGACAGUACAAGAAGGUGGGGUAGCGGUGAUAACAACUCAGAAUAUAGACGUGGUACUGGAUCAUCACAAGUAUGGAGUGAGGCCAUCGGGUGUGGUACUACACGUAGCUCAGUCACCAAUGCACGGACGAAUCGCAGUUGAUCUGUCACUGCAAAGGAAUCUACCUCAGUAUGCUAAUUAUAUCGAUGGCGAAGGGAAAUCGAAACAGUUCUUUACGCUCAUGGAUUUGUCGAGAGAUAAGGUGCGCUACGUUCAUGACGGUUCCGAAAACCAUCAGGAUGCUAUAGUGGUGGAAAUGGAGCUGGUGCCGGAAGCUCGGUUCACCUUACCCAGUUACCUUCAAGGUCGGCAUGCGUUUGCACUUCACGUCAAUGUCACCCCAGUCAAUGAUGCUCCGGUACUGAACCUACCCCCGGGGAAAGUGUUACGGCUCACACAGGGUACCCGUAAAGUUAUAACAUCGGAGAUACUAAAAGCUGAAGAUCCGGAUACAGCGCCCGAAGAUUUACUGUACACUGUGUUACAUGGAAAGAAUGAAGCGAGCAGUGGUCAUAUUGAAAUGUCAGGUCAGCCUGUUGAUUCUUUUACCCAGCAUGAUAUUGAUGCGGGCGUUGUGUCAUAUGUCCACGGCUCAAGUGGGGAUAAGCAGCUGAACAAAACAUCCCUAAGAUUGACGUUACAGGUAUCAGAUGGUAUUGAAACCAGUGGUCCAAGUGUCCUACGUAUAUCAAUUGUACCUCUACAAGUGCGUCUUGUUAACAACACGGGUCUGCAAUUAGUACAUAAUUCAUAUGCAAUUAUCACAGCUGAAAAUUUAACAUUUGCAACCAACGCUGAAGAGAGCAAUGCCCAAGUUCGCUAUGAUAUAGUAAAGCCGCCUCAGUUCGGUGUUGUGGAGAGAUUGAGAGUGUUGGAUGGCACUUGGCAGACUGUGGACUCCUUUACGAGUGAAAUGAUCAAUUUUGGUCGAGUACGGUAUAUGCAUCUGUUGGGCAAUCCUUCACAUGACGAGUUUAAGUUCAAAGCGUCAGUGGGUGCGAUACGAACAAAUAUUCUUUACGAUUUUCGAAUGACUUUCAUUAAACUUGAAUUGUAUCAAUCUACAAAUGAAGAGUUGGUGUUGAAUAAUACAAGAGAAGCUUUCAUAUCGCCUCUGCAUUUACGAUUCCAAACCAGACCGAUCCCACUAUCGGCAGAUAGAAUCUUGUAUACGGUACUCAAGCCUCCUAAAUAUGGCAUUCUGCAUCUGUCGUCGGGCAAACACCAUCUUUUAAUGUAUGGUACUUUCACCCAACAAGAUAUAGACACAGAUCAAUUAUGGUACAGAUUGCACAGACGGGCCUAUUCACAUAUACAUGAUGAGUUCGCGUUCGUCGUGGGCGCUAACGAAUGCGAAAAUGUGACCGGAGUGAUGACAGUACGACAUACACCGAGCUAUCUCACAUCGGACCACUCUCAAAGUAGACUGCACACUACAUUAGAGAGGCUACAAGUCAUGGAAGGCUCCAGAAUGGCGAUACCAGCUAGCCAUCUCGACUUCCGAACGGACACCGUCACCAAUUUGUUGUUCAACAUCACCCAUGCACCGAAACAUGGCAAGAUCGAAGUUAUCAAUGACAAUCUCAAAGUGAUCAGAGAUAAUACGACAUAUUUUACACUGCAAGAGCUCAACUCUGACCGUGUAUAUUAUGCGCACGAUGAUUCUGAGAGUAGACACGACUCCUUCCAUUUCAUGGCUCUGAGCCCGGAGCCGGAAGACUUUCAGUACGUCGGCGUUUUCCACAUAGAUAUUAUAUUGAAGAAUGAUAACAGUCCGGUCCGUGCCAAUGAGAAUAUUUUCCACAUAGUUCACGGCGGCGCGAGACUCAUAACGGCGAGAGAUCUCAGUUACACCGACGCCGACUUGGAUACGAGGCCGUCGGACAUCAUUUAUACAGUCCAGAGGUUCACAAAAGACCCACCCAACGGUGGUAUCUUUCGCGCCGACAACCCUUCGGAGCAAAUCGCUCAGUUUUCACAAGAUGACAUCAACAAGAACUUAGUGUUGUUCAAACAUCAAGGCAAGGAAUAUGGCAAAAUGGCGUUCUGGAUAUCGGACGGCUUGUUCGAUGUCAACGGCAACUUGGAAAUACAAGCGUCUCCUCCAUUCAUAAGGAUGUAUCCGACUAAUGGAUCGAUCGUUGAGAAUGGCAAGGCUGUUGUGAUAACCACCAGAGAUAUGCAGGUGGAUACAAAUAUGAAUUGCCUCGAAGAAGACAUUCGAUACGAGGUGACACAGGAGCCAAAGCACGGUACUAUGGAAGUAGGUGAAGGUGUAGGCGCGUCUACCUUCACACAACUUGACGUGGCAGCUGGCAGGGUUGCCUACAGACAUACGGAGCCCAGCGUACCGAGUGAUUGCUUCCGUUUUAAAGUGAUGUGUUUGGAUACUUUUGGAGAGGGUUCAUAUCCGAUUAAGAUAUUUCCAUCUAGUUAUUGGGAGCCUCUACGAGUGACAACAAAUAAACCACUGAUUGUCGAAGAAUCAACUAGUGUUAAUAUAACAAAAGAUAUUUUAGAGGUGAUGCAUCCUCAAAUAGAGCCAUCAAACAUUUUAUAUCAAGUUACAGAAGGUCCGUACUAUGGUUGGCUUGAAAUUACAUCUACUCCGGGCACAGUUGAACUGGAGAAUUACAACGAAGAGCCAGUUCACACUCGAGUAUUUGAUCAAUCUAUUAUAAAUGUAAACAGAUUAACAUAUGUACAAUCAGGUGUAAAUCGUACCAGAGAUAGGAUAAAAAUGGACGUUACUAAUGGAAUAGUAUGGCUUAGAGGCGUUGAAUUGACCGUUAUAAUUAUCCCUGAACAUUUUUAUGUCAGAUCUUUAAACCUAACAGUAGUGGAAGGUGAAGCUGUAAGUUUAAAGCCGGGUUUAUUUAAAACGAUAACAGAAUAUUAUCGCGGGAAAGUUGUAUCUUAUAAAGUGAUUGAGAAACCAAAGUUUGGUAAGAUUGUAAUGGGUGAUCAAGAUAUUGGACUUUUGCCGGUUUUGAAAUUGAAUUCUGGAAAUAUACAGUAUGUAAACGAUGGUUCAGAAGAAUCUAGUGACGCAAUCAGGUUAGUCGCAAUAACUGAAGGUGGAAAGGAAAGUGAACCAUUCUACUUGUACGUGAACAUAUCUCCAGUGAAUGAUGAGACGCCAAUAGUGGCAGCGAAUACCGGUCUCUGUGUAUGGGAAGGUGGCACAUUUACAUUCACUAGGAACGAAUUAUAUGUGAACGACAUUGACACACCGCUUGAGAACGUAACAAUUCGAGUGGUGGACAUACUGUCAGGUUAUAUCGCUCUCAAACACGAUCUGGACACCCCCCGGCACAGCUUCACACAGGCAGACAUAGACAGGGGACGAGUCAUCUUCGUACAUACAAAUGGUACCAAAGGAAAAAUGAUAUUCAACGUCACUGAUGGUCUUCACGAACUGUCAAAGAUCACUUUUCUUAUAUCGACGAAGUCCGUCUCAUUAAAACUGGUGCGGAAACACAACCUGCGCGUGUUCCCACUCAUGAGAGAGCCUCUCAACAACUACUUUCUAAUGGCCAAGUGCUCAGACCCCACCAGAACCAUAACGUACAAAGUGAUCCGAGCACCAAAUCUCGGCAGACUUAUCAUGCUAAACGGAGACAACCAUCACAGAACCAUUAAAAUGUUCACACAAGAAGACAUCAACAAUACUCUGGUGUAUUACGAACACACUCAUCCCUUCUCCGAUUUAUAUACGAACGACUCAUUCGUAUUUAGCAUAGAAGCCGCUCUCGCGAAAUCGAUCACCGACCAAACGUUCAAUAUAGACAUAUCAGUGUCGUCUGGUGGACUCGCUAAAUACGUGAAUAUACCGCAAACAAAAGUGCAAGAGGGUGAUAAAGUGCCUAUCGUUGUAAAUGUUACUAAUGUGAUAAGUUAUCUCGAGAGUCAGGCCGGCGUGAGGCAGCCGCAAGUGGAAGGGCAAUGGUCGCAGCCCGCACAUGGCGCACUCAAUCCUUCCAUGUCUUCCCUCACGCAAGCUCAAAUGGAGACGGGCGUCGUUAGCUACGAACACGACGGCUCCGAUACCUUACAAGACAAAAUAGACAUGUCUCUGUACCUCUUGCCAGAUUACGUCCUCCUCUGUAACGUCACCAUACCUAUAACAAUAGUGCCCGUCAACGAUCAACCUUUCAGACUAUUGACGGACACCCCACAAAUACAAGUAGUUCAAGGAGAAAACUAUACGAUCACCAAAAACGACCUGUCGACAGAAGACGCCGAUACGGAACCUUCGGGCAUAUUGUACGACAUAAUUAGCGGACCGACUCAAGGCAGAAUAGUUAUGCUCGAUAAAAACCAAUCGAUGGACGACGCUCAUUCUAUUAACAAAUUUUCACAGGAAGAUAUAAACAACGGUCUCGUGGUUUACGAACAUUCCGGAAUGUUACAAACUGCUACUUUCUACUUCAGAGUAUGGGACGGUCAAUUCAAACCUACCUACACCGUGUUCACAAUAGAUGUGAUCAAAGUGAUUCUGAAUGCAACAUCUCUUCAUCCUAUUUAUCUACAACAAGGUUCCAAUGUGGCUACCGUCACCAACGAACAAAUACACGUAGAUACGAACGCUAAGAAAUCUAAAGUGUGGUAUAAUAUUACAAGACAACCUCUGCAUGGAAUGAUCUAUGUCGGGAGGAGUCCGGUCACUUAUUUCUCACACAAAGAUUUAAUGGAUAAAGUUGUCAUUUAUAUGCAGAACGACAUGACAGUUGCCAACGAUAGUUUUGAAUUAAUAGCGUAUGCGCACAAUACAAAUUCAACUUUACCCUUCGCUAUAGAGGUGAUCGUUCAGCCUCUGAUGAUACUUGGAGAAUUGAAGGUAGAUGGAGAUAAAGCGAAGCUAAAUUUGAACAUCAUGGACGCUACUGAAUUAGCAAAAUUGACUGCCAGCGAUCCGGUGUAUACAAUCAUAAAGAAGCCAAGAUAUGGAACUGUUAAAAAGAUUAUCAGAUCUUCUGGAGAGAAGACCAGUGCUAGAGAAAGGGAAGUGACAUAUUUCACGCACGAAGACGUGAAAGCUGGCGUCAUUUACUUUGUUACCAAGAAGAAAAUAACCGAUUUGAAUGGAUACGAGGAUAGUUUUCGAUUCCUUUUAGCUGCAUCGAUAUUUCAACCAGCAGCUGGUGAUGUCAAGAUAUUAAUCGGUAGUAGAUCGAAGAAGAAUUUACCCGGACCUAAUGACCCUGAGAGUCACGAAGGUGUUCUGGUAAACAACGGUGAAUCAAUGUCGUAUUACAUGAUGAUAGUGAUGGCUCUAUCAGGCGUGGUGCUGGCUAUCAUAGUGAUAGCAGGUCUGAUCAAAUGUCGGAGAUAUUUGUCUCGAGAGAGGAACGCACUUGUGAAGAUACACGGCCAGGGUCAGGGUGCAGUUGCGCCUAUACCACUGCCGCGCCCACCGGAACACUUGAUGCCGUCGCCUACGCAAGCCACACCCCCAAUUAAACGGUACGUACCAUCAGAGCAGUCAGGUACGACAGGUGCAAGUACACCACUGCCGUCCGCAGGCAGCGUUGCCUGCAAAGUAACUCCCCUGCCGGACGCUCCACCGGACCUCAACGCACGAUACCCAUAUGGCGCUGAUGCGGAAGAAUGGAGCAACUAUGAGGCGAGUGAAUCAGCGUAUGCGGGCGUUGCGGUUGCAGCGAACCCAAUGCUGCGCCGCAACCAAUACUGGGUCUGACCCGCAACCCCCUUGACAUCUGCGACACACGCGCGUACGCUGCCCUCUGCGCGUGCGCAUCCACCAGGAGCCGGGCAUGAUUAUUUCCUUUCUUUAAACCGGAGUCAGCUUCGUCGUCGGCCUGAAUUAGUUCCUACGCCUUUUUUACUUAGCAACUAUGGCGUUAAGAAACACGUCAUUUGCGAAGUUACCGUUUAACAAAUGGACAUUCUAUUUUGUUACAUUUAAAAUCACUUAAUGGUUAUUACCACUCACAGUCGUUAAAGACGUCCCUUAGUACACAUUUAAAGACCACUUUUGAGUUUAACAGUUAACUAGUUCAAGAUAUGUUGGAACAUACUCUACGUUAUAAUUUGGUAUGGAACAUAUUUAACGUCUCUUAACGUGUGUUUCUACUGUAGAAACAACUUUAUAAAAACAUACUGUGGAUUGUGGACAAAUAUGU
Papilio machaon (common yellow swallowtail) is the source of this 7841-nucleotide messenger RNA. RefSeq names its product chondroitin sulfate proteoglycan 4 (gene kon). The record is from RefSeq and is a predicted model, not a curated record. The transcript has 25 exons. NCBI's taxonomy places the organism in Eukaryota, Metazoa, Arthropoda, Insecta, Lepidoptera, Papilionidae. Bases 350 to 7396 code for a protein of 2348 amino acids.